AACACCAGGAAGUUCCAACACAGUCCACAUAGACGUUGGGCUUGGACGCUGAAUAUCUCUUUUAGGCUUUAUUCUUUCUAACAAAUUGAAAACAGUCACAUUUGGUCUGGUAGAGUAUCGUUUAUUGCGGAACUAAACAGCCUCGUGUCAACUGUUUGUGCUAGAAUGCGUCAUUGUCGCUUGCGUUAGCUGGCUAGCUAACAAGCUAACAGCUAGUUAAGGUUGUUUUGGUUAUUUUUGUAUGCGUUCCAUCAUAUUGACGGUGUCUAGACUCGGCUUUAGCUGCCGGCUUUAACUGCCGAUAACGUACAUUGAGGUGUAUUUGUAAAGUUGACCAGGACACCAUUGUCUGAGUUUACAGAAUACAUAGUUAAUGUAAAUCGUGGGUAGUGUAGCAGCUAGCUGGUUAGCUAACGCCAAACGUCGGUCGCCUAGCUUUAGCUACCCCUGUUAGGGAACGUCUGGGUUGUCCCUUUCCCCGAAGAGUGGACCUCUGGUGAGCUGCAAAGGCUUUCUCUGAACUGGACCCAAUGCGCGGGAUUAUGGGGACCCAGAGUAGUCCAGUGAAGAGUUACGAUUAUCUCCUGAAAUUCCUUUUGGUGGGAGAUAGCGAUGUUGGGAAGGGAGAAAUCUUGGAAAGUUUACAAGACGGAUCAGUGGAGUCUCCCUAUGCCUACAGCAGUGGCAUUGAUUACAAGACAACUACUAUCCUGCUUGAUGGCAAAAGAGUGAAAUUAGAGUUAUGGGACACAUCUGGGCAGGGCAGGUUCUGCACCAUCUUCAGGUCUUACUCUCGUGGAGCACAGGGGAUCUUGCUUGUGUAUGACAUCACUAACAACUGGUCGUUUGAUGGCAUCGACCGCUGGAUACGGGAAAUAGACGAGCAUGCGCCAGGCGUGCCCAGGAUCCUGGUGGGGAAUCGUCUUCACCUGGCUUUCAAGCGGCAGGUGCCCACAGAGCAGGCCAGGGCCUACGCGGAGAAGAACAGCAUGACUUUCUUUGAGGUCAGCCCGCUGUGCAACUUCAACGUCAUCGAGUCCUUCACAGAGCUUUCACGCAUUGUGCUGAUGAGGCACGGGAUGGAGAAGUUCUGGAGGCCCAACCGAGUCUUCAGCCUCCAGGACCUGUGCUGCCGCUCCAUCGUCUCCUGCACCCCCGUGUACCUCAUAGACAAGCUGCCCCUCCCCGUCUCCAUCAAGUCCCACCUCAAGUCUUUCUCCAUGGCCAACGGCAUGAACGCGGUCAUGAUGCACGGACGCUCGUACUCGGUGGCCAACAGUGCAUCGUCGGGCGCUAACGGUAGCAAAGCUAACAGUCUGAAACGCUCCAAGUCCUUCCGGCCUCCGCAGAGUCCUCCGAAGAGCUCGUCCUCUAAGGGGAACUGUAAGAUCUCAUAGUGAAGGAGAGGACUGGCGGUUAAAGUUAGAAAUGGGUUGUUACUCCGAGAGGUCACGAAGGCCAUAAAGGCGCACGGAGAGCCACCAGCAGUCUUCACAGGAACAGAUUUAGCUGUGAACUGUCAUUGUCCUUUGUGGACUUGCAUUGGUUUCUUUGGGACGUCUUGUGGAUGUUCCGUUCACCCGUACUCCUGACUGAAAGACGCUCGCUAUGAUCAAGUCAAACCAGAUUACCCCUGGGAGCGACAGAUGUGACUCUAGGGAGCACGGCUCACCUGUUAACACUACACACGAGUGGAGGGAUGUCGGCCAUCUUUUAUUAUGAAAAAGGACCUAUCGUAUUUGAAGUCGUAAAUAUGUGCUCGUUGUUUUGGUCUGUGAUGGUGAUUUGAUCCAGCUUAUGCUUGUUUUUGUCUUGAAUGUUUUGGGAGCCCUGCUUUCAGUGUUCAACUUAUUUGUGUUUCAUGGAAAACUCCUUUUUAAGGAUGCUUAUUUAAAACUCAGAUUUAGUUUUUAAAUGAGGUUUGAAUUGAAUGUCAUGAGAAACUAGUUUACCGGACAGACUAAUACAGGAUUACAAAUAAAUAACGAGACCGUUCUCUCUAGCGCUCAAUCUGUGAAAACAACAAGCAAAGUUGAGCCAAGUCGUCUCGUUUUUACAGACUCCCCGUUUGAAUUCCAGUCCGUUCUCAUUGGGUUUGGACAUCUGUUGACUUUCUCAGGCCAUUUUCUUAAUCGAAUAUUCUUAGUUGCAGCUUUAUCACUUGAACUGGUUUCAGCAGCUUGAUCAUUUCUCAGAGUUUUCACUUUUUGGGGGAACUUCCAGAGAUUGAUGGCGCUGGGGAGGAAACCUUGAACAAACGUACAGAUGGAGCCUUUGGGAAGUGAUCUUGUGUCUUAGCAGUACAUUCACCUUGGUGAGAGGAAUAUUUUUUAAUGGAUUGCUUUUUGGGGAUUUUUAUAUGCAAUGUAUUUAUGAAUGUAAAACAAUACUCUUCUGCUACUUUGCUGUGGCCGUGCGGUCAUUUGUGGGACUGUAAGAAUCAGAGGUGGAAAGUUAUUGUAAUACUUUUAACACGUUUUGAGUAUUUACUGUAAUUUCAUUCUUUUUUACAACCCUCAUAAUGUGUACAAUAGGAGGGGGUAGAAUGGUUUACUGUGGAGAAACAGGAUGUCAGAUGACUACGGAAAGUCUUGGACUUUAAAUCGUAGCUUACAAAAAUAUUGUUAAUUUAAAUAAUCCGAACAAAAUGCUUUUAUACUUUUAAAUUCUCAAUUUUCUUUCCACCUCUGAUUUAGCGUAUUAUACUUCCACUCCAACAUUCCCAGUGUCGUGGCUUAAUGUCUAAUACGCUCAUUGAGGGUAUAAAAAAACCGUGGUGCAUGUUUUCUACUGGCGCUGUAUGGAAAUGUAAAGCACUAUGUAAACGUUUGGUAAUGACCGUUGUUAUCAGAACUGUGUUUGCAUACUAUUGUGACUCCAUUGAAAACACAACCACCUAAAUAAAGAGUAAAGCUAUUACUAAAA
This is a messenger RNA of Gymnodraco acuticeps, 2925 nucleotides long. Its product is annotated as ras-related protein Rab-40C-like. Gene Ontology annotation, cellular component: plasma membrane; endosome; synaptic vesicle. Gene Ontology annotation, biological process: intracellular signal transduction; protein localization to plasma membrane. NCBI's taxonomy places the organism in Eukaryota, Metazoa, Chordata, Actinopteri, Perciformes, Bathydraconidae. The transcript is spliced from 6 exons. Gene Ontology annotation, molecular function: GTP binding; GTPase activity. The record is from RefSeq and is a predicted model, not a curated record. Bases 531 to 1397 code for a protein of 288 amino acids.